This is a messenger RNA of Terrapene triunguis (Three-toed box turtle), 1959 nucleotides long. It is a transcript of the gene SUPT7L, whose product is annotated as SPT7 like, STAGA complex gamma subunit. NCBI's taxonomy places the organism in Eukaryota, Metazoa, Chordata, Testudines, Emydidae. The transcript is spliced from 5 exons. Gene Ontology annotation, molecular function: transcription coactivator activity; protein heterodimerization activity. Gene Ontology annotation, cellular component: SAGA complex. Bases 286 to 1524 code for a protein of 412 amino acids. The record is from RefSeq and is a predicted model, not a curated record.
GGAGUCAGUCGGUUGCGAGGUGUCAACAGCGGGAGGCUGCCGGCGUCUGUUGCGGGCCGGGGCUCGGGGCAGCAGCCAUGUAAUCUCUUAAGAACAGCACCCUCUUGCAAGUGUUCUGAAGAUCAUACUUCUUCUCAGCAUGUCCUUGAAUGAGAAUUUUUUGCUGUUGAUAACUGGAAGGGUGCUUGGAGUUUCCUAGCUCCUUUGUUUCUUCUAUCAAAAGCCCACCGUCUUCUCAAAAGCCUUUCUCUGUUACUUUAGGUGCUAUACCUUAUUUGUGUCAAAAUGCUGCGAUAUUGGGGUGAGAUUCCAGUGUCGACCAGUCAGGCCAACCGUAGCUCCUUUGAUUUGCUUCAGCGUGAGUUUCGCACCGUGGAAGUCCAAGAUCCUCCAUUACAUCAGCCCUCUGCAAACAAGCCCAGGCCACCCACCAUGCUGGACAUCCCCUCGGAGCCCUGUAGCCUCACCAUUCACACCAUUCAGCUCAUCCAGCACAACAGACGGCUGCGCAGCCUCAUUGCCAUGGCUCAGGCCCAGAACCAGCAGCAAGUGGAGGGCAUAAAGACAGACGAGAGCGAGCCUCUGCCAUCCUGUCCUGCCUCCCCACCCCUCCCUGAUGACCUGCUUCCUCUGGAUAGCAAAACCCCCAAAAUGCCAUUUCAGCUAAGGCACAGUGAUCCAGAGAGCGACUUUUAUAGAGGGAAAGGGGAACCAGUAACUGAGCUGAGUUGGACCUCCUGCCGGCAGCUUCUCUACCAGUCCAUGGCCACCAUCCUGGCCCACGCGGGGUUCGAGUGUGCCAGUGAGAGCGUCCUGGAGACCCUGACAGACAUUGCUCAUGAGUACUGCUUGAAGUUCACCAAGCUCCUGCGCUUCACUGUGGAUCGAGAAGCUCGGCUUGGGCAGACGCCUUUCCCAGACGUAAUGGAACAGGUGUUCCACGAAGUGGGCAUUGGCAGCGUGCUCUCUCUGCAAAAGUUCUGGCAGCACCGCAUUAAGGAUUAUCACAGCUACAUGCUUCAGGUUAGCAAGCAGCUCUCCGAAGAGUACGAGAAGAUUGUCAACCCUGAAAAGGCAGCAGAAGACACAAAACCUGUGAAGAUUAAGGAGGAGCCAGUCAGUGAUAUCACCUUUCCCAUAAGUGAGGAGCUGGAGGGAGAUCUGGCAUCUGGUGACCAGUCUUUGCCUGUGGGAGUCCUUGGAGCUCAGAGUGAGCGUUUUUCUGCCAAUCUGGAAGUAGAGGCGUCCCCACAGGCUACAGGUGCCGAGGUCAAUGCUUCCCCUCUCUGGAACUUGGCUCAGGUGAAAAUGGAGCCUCAGGAAAGUGAGGAGGGCAAUGUUCAUGGGCACGGGGUCCUAGGCAGCGAUGUCUUCGAGGAGCCCAUGUCGGGCAUGAGCGAAGCUGGGAUGCCGCAGAGCCCCAAUGGCUCUGAGAGUAGUUAUGGUUCUCAUUCUCCUGACAGCCUGAUGGGCUCCUCGCCUGUCUUCAACCAACGCUGCAAGAAGAAGAUGAAGAAGAUGUAAAAGGGAAGAGGGCUUUUUUUCUUUCGAAUCCUGCUAAUGUGUGACAGUGACUUGAAAUGAGCCAAUAGGGCCCUUGGUACCUCGGGGACUAUAAUAACCAGUGCUGGCCCUGGGUUUUGGGGAACAGUCUGUGAAAUUAUCAUGUGAGGUUCGAUCUGCAGUGCACAUCAACCCACCCAUCUUCAUUCUGCCCAUGACUCCUCUUCCCAUUGGGCUCUGCUUUGCAUCCCCAUCCAUGAGAUUGCAGGAGAAUUCAAAAUGGGACCCGUCCCCAUCCUACAAACAUGGCAGUGUCACCAGAUCUCUGGUGGGGUUGGAGUGCGGGAGAGAAAGCAGGCUAGUAGUCUUGUUGACAGUGGCUGUUUAUACUCACUGAGCCAGGGGAGUCAAGGCUGCAUCUUGACAGUGAGCUUCUCAAAGUGGAACCAGAAGCAA